GCUUGCCGCAAUAUGGCACAAGAGCCAUGCUUGCUGCCAGAGGCGCUCGACAACAUUGCCCGCUUCAUCAACGACCGGCAUACGCUCCAAGCCUUCUUCGCUGCCGUGCCAAUGCCAGAGCCCGCCGCCUUGCACGACCUCGUCACAAACCCCGACGCGUCGAUCUUCGUGAUGGAUCGGCCCACGAUCGUGCUGUACAGCGCGCCAGAGCUUGCGUCCACGGUCGCGCGUCUAUAUGCGCUCUUGUCGCUGCGGCCGUCGCUUUUGGUGGUGGUAAACAGUGGCACCAACCUCGACUACCUUGGCCCGCUCCUGCCCAAGGUCACGGCGAUGACAGUCGAGAUGCACACGGCGACGCCGACCGAUGAGACGACGUGGGUGCGUGCAAUUGUGCGGCGGUGCCCGCACCCCAACGAGCUGCACGUUCAUCUCGCGGUGCGCCACAAGUUGGUUGCCCCACGGCUGCCGCUCCUGGCCUUUCCUGCGCUGCGGUUCUUGACACUGCGGACGAGGGUGCCCCUGGAUGGGGCGUCUAUCGCUACGAUCCAUGCGUGGCUUGAGCGGGGCACGGCCGUUGGCUUGUCCCUCGACGACGUUCAUUUUCGGGAGGCGGACGCGCGCGCGCUGUGCGACGCCUUGCACGCGUGCCACUCACUGGUCGAGCUCCAUCUGAUCGACGUGGCCUACCUCACGCUGGCCAUGCUGGGCGCUCGGCCGUUGCCGUCCACCCUCCGCGUCUUUACGUACAACAGGCUUUAUGUCCGUGCGACGCCAUCGCCGCUGCUCACAGCGCUGCGCAGUGCGAACCAGCUCCACACACUCGACCUCUCGGGCGGCGGCCAUGUGAUCCCGGGUGCGAUCGCAGAGCUGCUGCCGCAUUUCCCACACCUUCGGACGCUCGACUUGUCCGGGCACAAAUUUGAGCCGCAAGAUGACAUUUUGCACCUCAUUACUGCGAUGGCCAAGGUCCGCUCGCUCGAGCAAAUCAUGCUGCGCCGAUGCGACCUUCCAAACGAAGCGAUUUCUGCGCUUAUCGAAUGCAUCCCAGCAUGGACGUCGCUGCGCCGCCUCGAUCUCGCAGGUGUACGCCGUAUUCGCGCGCCGCAGCUCCAGACGAUGCUGUCGGUGCUGCUAGGAUGUCCCCACUUUGCUAUUCUCGGCUUGCGCUUUCCACUGUUCACGGACGCGACGUGGCGCAACAUCGUCCCAGCGCUCGGCGCCGGUCUUCUGCACUGGCGGCGUCUUGUAUUUAGCGAGUGCCAACCCACCGCUGUCCAAGUGCUGCAGCUUUUGCGUCGUCUCUUGGAGCACAACCAAGAACCGUUUAGCGUGACUUGCGGCAAGGGCUACUCGGAGUAUGCGUUGCAAGCCGCGUAUUCUGGGCUGCUUCACGAACUCGGUCCUUUGCAGCCGCCAAUCCAGGCCUCUCCAUGUGUCAUUGCUAUUGAAAAAGUUUAGUUUAGCUUAAUCCAUCGUUAUUGUAUCAAGUUUCUUUCAUCA
Molecule: messenger RNA, 1500 nt
Organism: Saprolegnia diclina VS20
Lineage: Eukaryota; Oomycota; Saprolegniomycetes; Saprolegniales; Saprolegniaceae
Exons: 1
Coding region: 13-1458 (481 amino acids)
Source: RefSeq, a predicted model, not a curated record